AUGUUAUCAAGAUCAUUAAUUAAUAUAACUAGAUCAAAGAUACCAAGAACUACAACUACAACAUUAUUUAAACCAGCUAUACCUCAAAUAACAAGAAAUAAUAAAUCAACGGCAUUUAAUCAAUUAUCAUUUUCAAGAUCAUAUCAUGAUAAAGUUAUAGAUCAUUAUGAAAAUCCAAGAAAUGUAGGAAGUUUAAAUAAAUUAGAUCAUGAUGUUGGAACUGGGUUAGUUGGUGCUCCAGCUUGUGGUGAUGUAAUGAGAUUACAAAUUAAAGUUGAUGAAAAAACUGGUAAAAUUGAAGAUGUUAAAUUUAAAACUUUUGGUUGUGGUUCUGCAAUUGCAAGUUCAUCAUAUGCUACUGAAUUAGUUAAAGGUAAAACUUUAGAUGAAGCUUUAGCUAUUAAAAAUACAUUUAUUGCAAAAGAAUUAUCAUUACCUCCUGUAAAAUUGCAUUGUUCAAUGUUGGCUGAAGAUGCUAUAAAAAGUGCGGUAAAAGAUUAUAAAAGUAAAAGAUUAAAUAAACAACCAACUUUGGGUCCAGAAGCUACUGCAAAUGCAACUGCGGAAACUAUAUCACCAACAGUAUAA
Molecule: messenger RNA, 588 nt
Organism: Insectozyma verbasci
Lineage: Eukaryota; Fungi; Ascomycota; Pichiomycetes; Serinales; Debaryomycetaceae
Source: the annotation of a GenBank genome assembly